GUAUAACAAAACCAUGUAUAACUAGCCAGUGCACUAGGACCCAGUCGUGCGUCGUCUGGUCGUUCAGACAUGAUGGCAGACUCUGGUCAAACACGGAAGGAUGUGGAUUUGGGAUUCUGUAGUGAAUUUCUCAGGCCCUCCGAGCUGUUCGCAGCGCGGUCACGGAGCCACAAGAUCCCGUUGCGGGGCCAGAAGGACUUCAUCCCGGAUGCGUCGGAACAGCAGCAACGGAGGCUGGAACACAGCCUGGCGGAGCACUGGAACCUGCUGUCAGAGGAGCGGGUGGAGAGACUUGGAAACCUGGUGAAGGGCGUGUGGACCCCCCUGGACGGCGUUGUGGAGCUGCAGUCCCCCGCUGCGAAGUUCUGGCAGACGAUGGGAUUCUCUGAGCGUGGAAAGCAGCUUCUGCUUCCUGAAGAGGCUCUUUACCUCAUGGAGUGUGGGAACGUGCAAGUGUUUUACCGUGACCUCCCGCUGUCGAUCCAGGAGGGCUAUGAGCGGUUUCUCACCCAGGACACCGUGAGUCUGCAGCACUAUCAGGUCUUUGGCCAUUUGAAGAGACUGGGAUAUGUUGUGACCAGAUUUGAUGGGUCCCACAUCCCGUCCCUGUACGAGCGGCAGCUGAACCUGCCGCAGGUGUCGGACCGGCCCGGACGCCGGCUGAAGAGGAAACGCAGCCUCAGCCCAGGCUCCGGGCACGCUGACGGACCAGAGGGGCGGGGGGGGGAGAAGAUGGAGGUGGAGCAGGAGGGGGAGACUGCAGGCCUGAGCCCUGACUCCAGUCUGGACCCAGCCCCUGCGCAGGAGGAGGAGGAGGAGGAGGAGGAGAGGCCAGACGUGUGCUCAAGAGAGCAGACUUGUGGAACGGGGGAUUCCGUGGAGAUGGCGUCUGCCCCUGACUCCGCCCCUGACUCCGCCCCUGACCCCGCCCCUGGGCGGAGCUGGUGGGCGGGGCAGGAGGCGGAGCCAGAACAGGGGCUGCCACGUGCCUCCGGGGCCCGCUGGGACUUCAGCGCCUUCUCGUUCCCGGACCUGGGCAGCAGGGGCCCCCUCCCCAGGCUGGCAGCCCCCGACCCCGCCCUCCUGCCGGGGCCCCUGUCCGUGGGGCCCUGUGACGUGGCUCCCUGGCUGCGGAGGUUGAACACGCAGAAGGAGCGGCUGACCCAGCGGGAGCGCGACCGGGCCCGGUACCGCCGCGACGUGAACAGGGACCGGGAGGUGCGCCGCUGCGGGAACUGGGCCGAGUACCGCCACCUGCUGGAGCGGAGGAGUCAGCGCAGCCGGCGGGAGAGACCCGCGCACCUGUGGGAGGGAGAGGUGAAGCCCCUGCUGCAGCCGGGACAGUGCGCCAGCCCAGGUGACGUGAUGAAGAGGAUCGGCGUGAUUCAGUCUUCCCAUUGGCAGGAGGGAGUGUCUCGACCGGGACAGGACCCGCCGGAGUGGACCAUCUUUUUCAACGUCUACCAGCCUGACAGUGUGGCCGACUUCAAGAAGUCCAGCCCCGGGAAGCCAUACACGCGCAUGUGUGUGUGCAGGUUCGACAGCCCCGUGCCGGACCUGCGGACCUUGAAGCUGCUGUCCUUCCAGAGCGGGGACGUUCCCGUCACCUUCGCCGUGGUGGACCACGGUGACAUCUCCUUCUACACCUUCAAGAGCUUCCGGCUGCCCACGGACCUGUCCCACUGAGGGACCUGGGCACCGGCGGCCAUUUUGAUCUGGCCCGGGCACCGCGGCGGCCAUUUUGAUCCGGUGCGAGAGCAGGGUGCCGGGGCGGCCAUCUUGAAUCGGAGGGGGGGCAGGGUGCCGGGGCGGCCAUCUUGAUUCAGUGGGGGAGCAGAGUGCCGGGGCGACGCCCGCUUCAGUGACCUCACGGGGUCAAAGUUGACAAAGACCCUGUCACCGCUGCUGCUGUUCCCGAAGUGCCCCGAGAGGCGAGGGAACAUUCCGGAACGAAGCCCCACCGCAUCAGAUCAGGAGCGAGCUCUGUUCAGAGAGCCUUGUUCACGAGCGCACUAUAAAGCCCGUUACGCGCUCUACGCAAAGGAACGCAAAAACGUGAUCGUGGGAAACGACACACGGAGCGACGCACGGGGGCGUUCUCGCGUCCCCACGUAGUGAAAUGUGUGGACCCAAAAUCUUAACGCAACGCAAACGGGUGACGCGUUUCCGCUAGAGGCGCUAAAUUUAAACGGGAUGUAAAGAAGUUAUCCUUUCAAACCAGAUUGGGCCAGGCUGCCACCUUGUGGACUGGAGGUGCAUAGCCUCAGAUAGGGCUCAAAGAAGCCGGCGAACAAGUGUUUUGCAUAUAAAGAGCUUGCGUUUGCCCUGCGUCUGUGUUCCUUGCAUAGAGUCUGUAACGGGCUUCAGGCUGCACGGUGGGCCUGUCUCUGUCCUCGCUCUUCAGCACAAUGUGCAGGACAUCAACAGGAAGGGGCAGAGCCCCAGGGUUUGGUACAGAGACUUCGUACAACGUUCAGCCAUUUUUAUGUUCAGUGGACUCCUCCCUCGGGCGAUUUUCUUUGCGUACUUAAAUAAUCUGAGGGGGAUAAUCGGUAACACUUUACAUCAAGGUUAGUGUUAAGACAGUUCAUGUAUUUGUUCAUGGUUGGCUGCUUAUGGGUUUAUGCUUAUGUGGUUUGUUUAUGUAUAAAUGUUCUGGUCCAGUUCAUCCUGGGGUUACACGAUGUGUUCUGGUCCAGUUCAUCGUGGGGUUACACUAUGUGUUCUGGUCCAGUUAGUCCUGGGGUUACACUGUGUUCUGGUCCACAUAGUCCUGGGGUUACACUGUGUUCUGGUCCAGUUAGUCCAGCACAGUACCCAGUGAAUGCAAUACGGCUAAGCUGCUAAUUCGAUACUGAUAUUUACUUGAAAUCGCUCCAUUUAAAGACCUACACGUUCUCUUGGAGGCUUGAUGGUGCCAAUAUGAAUACGAGCUGUUUACUCGGUCGUGUUUUGUUAAUACCUCCCCUCUCAAAUAAAUUUGGAGCAGCAGUCUCAUUUAAUCAUAAUUUUAUGUUCAAUUAAUUGUUCUCGGCCUCAUCGAAUGGCUAAUUACUCUGAGCAAUAAAGUCAAGUUCCUGUCUGUAUUAGUUUUUAAAGACUCUCCGUUGAAUAGAAUAACUUGCCGACCUACAUUUACUGGUGUCCUUCUGUUAGUAGGAAAAUGCAUUCCAACCGGCCAUGUCAGUGGCAAAGAGUUGGCAGGAAAUGCAUUUGUGCAGCGGUAUUAACCGAGGGGUCAAAUGGAAAACGCUCUGUACCAGACCAGAUGUGCGUGCUCGUUUUUGUUUCAAAUACUUUUUUUUUUUUUGCUCAAUUGCAGUUGAGCCGACCAAGAGGAUCACAAGGCAGGGUGUGCCCUUUUUUGACAGUAUUUCAUAGGUUCCAAUAUCCUAGACCAGCUCAGCAAGGCAUAGAAAAGUAUUUGAAUCCAAAAACGAUUGCGUAUUUGACACCAGUGGUCUGCUGUGUACCAAGGUAGGGGAAAUCCUUGCACUCUCUGCUUGGAAAAGGGCAGGACAGGGUAACCUGUUGCAUCCGUUUAGUCUGACAGGAAUGAUAAAGGGAAAAUAGAGAGCUCUUAUUUUCAUAUUUUUCGGCCAGUCCUGUGCGCUUCACCGCGAGGCUAAUUUUCCGUGCAGUGUACAGCCCUAGUCGAUGAUGGAACCCUAUUAAACCUGACUGCCUAAAA
This is a messenger RNA of Conger conger (European conger), 3691 nucleotides long. It is a transcript of the gene tsen54, whose product is annotated as TSEN54 tRNA splicing endonuclease subunit. The record is from RefSeq and is a predicted model, not a curated record. Bases 70 to 1686 code for a protein of 538 amino acids. Gene Ontology annotation, biological process: tRNA-type intron splice site recognition and cleavage. The transcript has 12 exons. Lineage: Eukaryota; Metazoa; Chordata; Actinopteri; Anguilliformes; Congridae. Gene Ontology annotation, cellular component: tRNA-intron endonuclease complex.